Molecule: messenger RNA, 3090 nt
Organism: Trichobilharzia regenti
Lineage: Eukaryota; Metazoa; Platyhelminthes; Trematoda; Strigeidida; Schistosomatidae
Source: the annotation of a GenBank genome assembly
ACAGAAUGUACUGUGCUGAAAUAUUUAAGGUCAGCCGUGGAUAUUGAAUGUUGCCGCUGAUGAAAUAAUUUGAUUUAUGAAGCCCACCUAUCAGUAGUAGCUAAUGUAAACAACAUCACAGCAUACUGCAAUGCAAUACACGGAUGUCUUAUAACAAAUAUCUUCAUCACUAGAUCUAGUGUAAUCAUGUUCUUGGGAGUAAGGAAGCAGGCAAAAUAAUCCUUAUUUUUUGUGAAAAUAAACGUCAAUAAUUCAUAAAUCAAACGUAUAGAGAACCUCAAUUCUUCAUAACCUCAAAACAUCCAAACUCAUUACCACUCUUUAAAUUGUUUUACUGCACCAAUUUAUAAAAUGACGUGUCAUAUCAGUAAGACAACGUAUAUAUACACAUUUAGUUGCUAGGCCUCCAUUUUCUCUUUUCUAUUGCACAAACCUUCGCAACAUGCAGAUCUUCGUGAAAACAUUAACUGGCAAGACAAUAACUCUGGAAGUCGAGCCGAGUGAUACGAUUGAGAAUGUGAAAGCCAAGAUCCAAGAUAAAGAAGGUAUCCCACCAGACCAGCAACGUCUAAUCUUCGCCGGGAAGCAACUGGAAGAUGGUCGAACAUUGUCUGACUACAAUAUUCAGAAGGAGUCGACUCUUCACUUGGUUCUCCGUCUUCGUGGUGGUAUGCAGAUAUUUGUGAAAACCCUGACUGGUAAGACGAUAACUUUGGAGGUUGAGCCGAGUGAUACGAUUGAGAAUGUGAAAGCCAAGAUCCAAGAUAAAGAAGGUAUCCCACCAGACCAGCAACGUCUAAUCUUCGCCGGGAAGCAACUGGAAGAUGGUCGAACAUUGUCUGACUACAAUAUUCAGAAGGAGUCGACUCUUCACUUGGUUCUCCGUCUUCGUGGUGGUAUGCAGAUAUUUGUGAAAACCCUGACUGGUAAGACGAUAACUUUGGAGGUUGAGCCGAGUGAUACGAUUGAGAAUGUGAAAGCCAAGAUCCAAGAUAAAGAAGGUAUCCCACCAGACCAGCAACGUCUAAUCUUCGCCGGGAAGCAACUGGAAGAUGGUCGAACAUUGUCUGACUACAAUAUUCAGAAGGAGUCGACUCUUCACUUGGUUCUCCGUCUUCGUGGUGGUAUGCAGAUAUUUGUGAAAACCCUGACUGGUAAGACGAUAACUUUGGAGGUUGAGCCGAGUGAUACGAUUGAGAAUGUGAAAGCCAAGAUCCAAGAUAAAGAAGGUAUCCCACCAGACCAGCAACGUCUAAUCUUCGCCGGGAAGCAACUGGAAGAUGGUCGAACAUUGUCUGACUACAAUAUUCAGAAGGAGUCGACUCUUCACUUGGUUCUCCGUCUUCGUGGUGGUAUGCAGAUAUUUGUGAAAACCCUGACUGGUAAGACGAUAACUUUGGAGGUUGAGCCGAGUGAUACGAUUGAGAAUGUGAAAGCCAAGAUCCAAGAUAAAGAAGGUAUCCCACCAGACCAGCAACGUCUAAUCUUCGCCGGGAAGCAACUGGAAGAUGGUCGAACAUUGUCUGACUACAAUAUUCAGAAGGAGUCGACUCUUCACUUGGUUCUCCGUCUUCGUGGUGGUAUGCAGAUAUUUGUGAAAACCCUGACUGGUAAGACGAUAACUUUGGAGGUUGAGCCGAGUGAUACGAUUGAGAAUGUGAAAGCCAAGAUCCAAGAUAAAGAAGGUAUCCCACCAGACCAGCAACGUCUAAUCUUCGCCGGGAAGCAACUGGAAGAUGGUCGAACAUUGUCUGACUACAAUAUUCAGAAGGAGUCGACUCUUCACUUGGUUCUCCGUCUUCGUGGUGGUAUGCAGAUAUUUGUGAAAACCCUGACUGGUAAGACGAUAACUUUGGAGGUUGAGCCGAGUGAUACGAUUGAGAAUGUGAAAGCCAAGAUCCAAGAUAAAGAAGGUAUCCCACCAGACCAGCAACGUCUAAUCUUCGCCGGGAAGCAACUGGAAGAUGGUCGAACAUUGUCUGACUACAAUAUUCAGAAGGAGUCGACUCUUCACUUGGUUCUCCGUCUUCGUGGUGGUAUGCAGAUAUUUGUGAAAACCCUGACUGGUAAGACGAUAACUUUGGAGGUUGAGCCGAGUGAUACGAUUGAGAAUGUGAAAGCCAAGAUCCAAGAUAAAGAAGGUAUCCCACCAGACCAGCAACGUCUAAUCUUCGCCGGGAAGCAACUGGAAGAUGGUCGAACAUUGUCUGACUACAAUAUUCAGAAGGAGUCGACUCUUCACUUGGUUCUCCGUCUUCGUGGUGGUAUGCAGAUAUUUGUGAAAACCCUGACUGGUAAGACGAUAACUUUGGAGGUUGAGCCGAGUGAUACGAUUGAGAAUGUGAAAGCCAAGAUCCAAGAUAAAGAAGGUAUCCCACCAGACCAGCAACGUCUAAUCUUCGCCGGGAAGCAACUGGAAGAUGGUCGAACAUUGUCUGACUACAAUAUUCAGAAGGAGUCGACUCUUCACUUGGUUCUCCGUCUUCGUGGUGGUAUGCAGAUAUUUGUGAAAACCCUGACUGGUAAGACGAUAACUUUGGAGGUUGAGCCGAGUGAUACGAUUGAGAAUGUGAAAGCCAAGAUCCAAGAUAAAGAAGGUAUCCCACCAGACCAGCAACGUCUAAUCUUCGCCGGGAAGCAACUGGAAGAUGGUCGAACAUUGUCUGACUACAAUAUUCAGAAGGAGUCGACUCUUCACUUGGUUCUCCGUCUUCGUGGUGGUAUGCAGAUAUUUGUGAAAACCCUGACUGGUAAGACGAUAACUUUGGAGGUUGAGCCGAGUGAUACGAUUGAGAAUGUGAAAGCCAAGAUCCAAGAUAAAGAAGGUAUCCCACCAGACCAGCAACGUCUAAUCUUCGCCGGGAAGCAACUGGAAGAUGGUCGAACAUUGUCUGACUACAAUAUUCAGAAGGAGUCGACUCUUCACUUGGUUCUCCGUCUGCGUGGUGGUUAAUUUAUUUCAUGUGUAAUAGAGACAUUUUAAUUUUGCUUUUAUUUUCCUUCUGAAAUCUUUAAUUAAAUAUAAGUUUCAUCAUUCGAUACUUGUUCUGCUCGUUUUGCGGUUCUUAACUGUCUCCGUUACGCGAAUAU